This is a messenger RNA of Carya illinoinensis, 755 nucleotides long. RefSeq lists its product as uncharacterized. The record is from RefSeq and is a predicted model, not a curated record. NCBI's taxonomy places the organism in Eukaryota, Viridiplantae, Streptophyta, Magnoliopsida, Fagales, Juglandaceae. The coding region runs from base 63 to 551 and encodes 162 amino acids. The transcript has 2 exons.
AAGCUUUUCAAUCAAAUCAGAAAUCUUCACCAGGCCAGGCCGGGAUCAAGGAAAAGAUCAGAAUGAGGAGAGUUGUAGCAAUGAUGGUGUUAGUGCUAAUGAUGCUUGUGCUAGUUUUAGCACAAGCUGAUGAUCACGAGGCUUCUUCUCGGAAAACACUACUACCAAUAUUAAUCCCUUCUGCUGCACCCGCACAAGCUGAUGAUCAUGAUCACGAGAAUUCUUCUCGGAAAACACUAGUACCAAUAAUCCCUCGGCCUGCUGCUACCCUAUCACAAGAUUAUACACCAAGCAGUACUGGUGACUGUGAUACAACGUGUUCUGCAGAGUGUUCUCUUGCUAAAAGAUUUCCAAAGCAUUACGCGGCUUGUAUAGACCAUUGCAAGAGGCUACAUUGCAAGUAUACUCCCUCCUAUGCCAUCUUAAAGUGCACCAUUAUUUGUGUUGACUCCAUAUCCCCCAAGCUUGCCUCCGAUCAUCAUAAAGUGCUUAACGAAGAUCAUAUUAUGAAAGCCUGCUACAAUGGCUGCAAGAAGAAGAAUAAUGUUUGAUUUAAAAGUUUAGCAUGUGCUACACAUGCAUGCAUGUCUUAAUGUAAUAAAACAUGAAUGAGAAUGCAUAUAUAUAUGCAUCCAAUUAUAUAUAUAAAUCUGAAGUACUAAUGCUUCAAUUACCGUGGAGCAGGCUUUGGUUGUUAAAAGUUUAUGAUCUGAAUAUAUAUACCAUGCAGAGGGCAAAAGUUUUUAUCCAGUAUA